This is a messenger RNA of Vicia villosa (hairy vetch), 1461 nucleotides long. RefSeq lists its product as uncharacterized. NCBI's taxonomy places the organism in Eukaryota, Viridiplantae, Streptophyta, Magnoliopsida, Fabales, Fabaceae. The transcript has 3 exons. Bases 1 to 1461 code for a protein of 486 amino acids. The record is from RefSeq and is a predicted model, not a curated record.
AUGGCUCCCAUUACUAGAAAGUUCAUCAAGAUCAACUUUGUGAGCAUACCUCCCGAGCUUAAAGAAUUAGUCUCAGAAGUCCCCAAAAAUUCCCGAUUCGCUGAAAGACAUGGUUGCCUACUCAGAUUGGUCUCCUCAGAUUUUGAAGAUGAUAUGAUGAGGGUCUUAUUCCAGUUCUUCGAUCCUGUGCAUCGUUGUUUCACUUUUCCCGACUAUCAGUUGGUGCCUACCCUGGAAGAAUUUUCUGAGUUGCUUUGCUUACCCAUCCGAGAUCAGUUUCCCUUCACAGGUUUGGAGGACGUUCCAAAACCUGAAGUCAUGGCAAGCGCGCUACAUAUAGAAAAAUCAGAAGUUGACUCUAAUUGGGAAACAAAGAGUGGAGUCGAAGGCUUUCUCGCCAAAUUCCUAUUGAAGAAGGCUCGAUCAUUCCUAAAGGCCAUGAGUUAUCAAGCUUUUGAAGAUGUGUUAGCUUUAUUAAUCUACGGGUUAGUACUAUUCCCUAAUCCUGACCAGUUCGUUGAUAUGCAUGCUAUCACAAUAUUUCUAGCUCGCAACCCGGUACCUACCUUACUCGGAGACAUUUUACAUUCGCUUUACACUCGUACCAACAAGAAACGAGGAACUCUCAUGUGCUGCAUACCUUUACUUUCCAGGGGAGGUAUCACUUACAAUCCUUCAUUAGCUUUGCGUCAGUUUGGUUAUGCUCGAAGAAAUGGUCCUCAUGACAUGAUCAUCAAGGGUUAUGCGUUUGAUUAUGAAGAUGAUCCUCAGAAUUACCGACGAAGUUUCAUACGUGCGUGGGACAAAGUAUAUAAGUAUGAUAGCAAGGAGUUGGGCCAGAAAAACUCUAUUCCUCUUGAGCCUUACCUCAAAUGGGUGCGCACUCGUGCUCAAAAGUUUAUUAUGCCAUACCCUGCUGUCAGACCUGUGAUUAUUGAGCCUGAAUUUGAGGGAGAUGUCCCUCAGGUUAUUCUUCAUCCAGACAUGCCUACCGAUCUUGAGGAGCUGAAGAGAUCUUGGAUCCAGUUGAAGGAAGAAAGGGACACCUUUGAAGCUCAAUUUCGCGCCAAAGAGAGGAAAGUAUUAGAGCCCACAAAGCAACUUCAGGACGAGCAAAGCAUCAACACGUUCCUUGUUAAGGAUCUGCAAGCACAGAAUGCUGAGUUCCAAGCCCUGAUCUUGAGUCUGGCUAAAGGGCAGGAAGAGCUGAAGACCCUCCUUACUAAGAAUGAGAAGAAGACUAAGAAGCCUGUGGGCGUUUUCAACAUGGGAAGAAGAUUCCGAGGCCCUCUCAAAAAGGCCAAAGAAGUCGAUAUCCCAGAAGAGACUGAGCAAGAUGACAAUGUUAGUGGUAAGACUGAUCAAAAGAGCAAUGGUUCUGUCAAGCAAGAUGAAGAAGAAGAAGAGUACUAUGAUGAUGAAGAGUAUCCAGAAGAUAAGUACAGACAGUUGGAGGAAUGA